UGUAAAAUAGAUGUAAUAUUUAUUCUGGUGUUUUCUAAAGCCCAGCCCUAAGAAUACCAUUUUGUGAUUAUGCAAACAAAUAAUUGGAGAUCUACAGUUAAAACUAAGUUUCAGGUAAGUUACCAGUACAUUAGAUGUGGUGGACAUUUUAAUGAGACACCUUCUCUUCUCGAUACUUAGAUAUGGAGGUCUCAGCCUGUGAGGCUGGGGGUGACGUUUGAAGCUGCAGUCUUCUGUGAUAUUGCCCAUGGUCUGUCUUACACCUGGAACUUGAUGGACUCUGAAGGGCUCCCUGUCUCCCUCCCUGCUGCUGUGGACACUCGCAGACAGACCCUCAUCCUCCCGAGCCACACCCUGGAGUAUGGGAACUACACUGUCCUUGCCAAGGUUCAGAUUGAAGGCAGUGUGGUGUACAGUAACUACUGUGUGGACCUGGAGGUGCGAGCCCAGGCCCCUGUCAGUGUGAUCUCCGAGGGCACACACCUGUUCUUCUCCAGGACCACCUCAUCCCCCAUUGUCCUCAGAGGGACCGAGUCCUUCGACCCUGACAACCCUGGGGCAACUCUCAGGUAUCACUGGGAAUGCGCCACGGCCAGCUCCCCAGCACGUCCCUGCUUCGACUCCUCCACUGCACACCAACUGGACGCCGCUGCUCCCACUGUUUCCUUUGAGGCACAAUGGCUCAGUGACAGCUAUGAUCAGUUCCUUGUGAUGCUGAGGGUCUCCAGUGGUGGCCGGAACUCUUCUGAGGCCCGGGUGUUCCUGUCCCCCUACCCUGACUCGGCACUCAGAUUCAUCCACAUCUCCUGGGUCAGCUUUAAAGACACCUUCGUCAACUGGAAUGACGAACUCUCCCUUCAAGCUACGUGUGAGGACUGCGGUGAAAUACUGAAUCUGUCUUAUUCCUGGGAUCUCUUUUUAGUCAAUGCCACAGAAAAGAAUAGGAUAGAAGUUCCCUUCUGCAGAGUAGUGGGGCUGCUGGGCUCGCUGGGACUCGGUGCCAUUUCAAAGUCAUCACAGUCAAACCUGCUUCCCACUAAGCCUGGCACUGCAGAUCCUGAUGCAACGACCACACCAUUCUCAUGGGAACCUUCACUCGUGACCCUUGGCCAGCCUGCUCCUUCAGCUCCAAGGGGAACCCCCACAGAGCCCAUGACUGGAGUCUACUGGAUUCCUGCUGCGGAGGACUCUGCAGUCCUGGGGGAGGCUCCAGAGGAAGGUUCACUAGACCUAGAACCAGGACCACAGAGCAAGGGAUCCCUGAUGACUGGCCCCUCUGAGAGAAGUCAGCCCACCCACAGCCCUAGCCCUCACCUCUCUGAUUUUGAAGCCUAUUACAGUGAUAUUCAAGAAGCAAUACCAUCGGGAGGAAGACAGCCAGCGAAGGACACCAGCUUUCCAGAAUCAGGACCUAGCUUAAGUGCCGAGGAGAGCCCUGGAGAUGGGGAUAACCUGGUGGACCCCUCCCUGUCUGCAGGCAGAGCCAAGCCUGUCCUCAUGAUUGACUGGCGCAAGGCCCUGCUGAGCCGAGCAGUAUUCCAAGGCUAUUCAUCCUCAGGUAUUACAGAACAGACGGUGACAAUCAAGCCAUACUCUCUAAACAGUGGAGAGACAUACGUCCUGCAAGCAUCUGUGGCUUCAAAGCACGGCUUACUGGGUAAAACUCAGCUAUACUUGACAGUCAACCCGGCUCCGCGGGACAUGGUCUGUCAGGUGCAACCCCACCACGGUCUGGAGGCACACACCGUCUUCAGUGUCUUCUGCAUGUCUGGAAAACCGGACUUCCAUUAUGAAUUUAGUUACCAGAUAGGAAACGCCUCCAAACACACUUUGUACCAUGGGAGAGACAGCCAGUAUUAUUUUGUGUUGCCAGCUGGUGAGCACUUGGACAAUUACAAAGGUAAGCCAUGGUGCCAGCUGGGGUCACUAGCUGUGCCAACUUAGAGUUCUAA
Molecule: messenger RNA, 1952 nt
Organism: Macaca mulatta (Rhesus monkey)
Lineage: Eukaryota; Metazoa; Chordata; Mammalia; Primates; Cercopithecidae
Source: RefSeq, a predicted model, not a curated record